Labeo rohita (rohu) is the source of this 2428-nucleotide messenger RNA. Its product is annotated as putative ferric-chelate reductase 1. Bases 85 to 1758 code for a protein of 557 amino acids. The record is from RefSeq and is a predicted model, not a curated record. The transcript is spliced from 16 exons. Gene Ontology annotation, molecular function: oxidoreductase activity, acting on metal ions. NCBI's taxonomy places the organism in Eukaryota, Metazoa, Chordata, Actinopteri, Cypriniformes, Cyprinidae.
CUGGAAUCUUAAGCGCGCACACAUAGUUUCAGACCAAAACAAAGCCACAACUAGCGGGAGCAUCCACCAAAUUUUCAUCAAAAGAUGUUUCUGUAUGUUCUCCUGUGCUGUGUCGGGGUCGUGCACUGUUACAGUCAUGGACGUGUCAGUGGAGUUUGUGAUACUAUGACGCCUAAUCACGGGUCUAACAGCGCUCAGACCGGCCCUGCUCCGUUCACCGUCACCGCUGACAAGACCACGUUUAAAGAGGGAGAUCAAAUCACAGUGUCACUAAACAACCAAUCAGCGGAUCAAUUUGAAGGGUUUAUGUUACAAGCACGUCAAGUCGGAUCAACUACAUCCAUCGGCACUUUUAAUGUGACAGGCAGUAAUGCACAGCUCCUCUCCUGUGAUGGAAUGGCUGGUAGAGCAGUCUCUCACACAUCAGACAGUAAAAAAACUACAAUUCAAGCGAAUUGGACAGCGCCUACAUCUGGACAGCUUGGCGAUAUUGAAUUCAGAGCAACGUUUGUAAAAAAUGCUUCUACCUUUUGGGUUGGUGUCAAGAGUUCUGUUGUGACAUAUACAGGAACAGCAACCGCAGCCCCGACUGUUCCAUCAAAUCCUGAUUGUGGGAAAACAAAAGUCUGCUUCAGUCAGCCCAGCAACUGCGACCCGACUGCCAGCACAGCCUGUUACUUCAUGGCAGUUCAGACAUCAUCUAACCAAUCAGAAAUGAGGAUCGAAAUGUUUGGGCAAGCUGAUGGAUACGUUGCUAUUGGGUUUUCAGAUGACCAGGAAAUGGGCAAUGACGACAUCUACAUCUGUGGUAAAGACAGCAGCGGCAGCCUCCGAGUGCAGUACGCUUUUUCCACAGGAAAAACAGCUCCGACUAUUCUCCCACCGGGGAAUGUGACUAAUGUCAAUACAGUGCUGAAUGGAAAUACUAUCAAUUGUUCUUUUACUUCACGUAAUGCCAUCAACACUGGAAGUAGAGCAACGUCUACCAGGGAGUACUACCUCAUGAUUGCUGCCGGACCCUCCAACAGUCAAGGUAACAUCGGGAUCCACACGAAUAAAUAUGUCACCAGUACCAAGGUUAAUUUACAGGAUCCAAGCCAGAUCAUCACAAGUGCUGAAGAAUUCCCAGCGAUUAUUAAAGCUCACGGUUGCCUUAUGUUGAUCUCCUGGAUGACCACGGGCAGUAUAGGGAUGCUCAUAGCACGCUAUUUAAAGGGAGCUGCCAAGGACUAUGGUUGCUGCGGCAAAGAUUUCUGGUUUAUGGCCCACGUGUCUUUCAUGGUUCUGUCAGUCACUGCCACGGCCAUUGCUUUCAUACUGGUGUUUUCUUAUGCACGGGAUUGGAGUGGGGGGGCUCAUCCUGUCUUGGGCUGUUUGGUGAUGAUCCUCAGUCUUAUUCAGCCCAUAGUCGCUGCUUUCCGCUGCGAGCCGAGUCAUGAACUGAGAUUUGUUUUCAACUGGGCUCAUUCCUUCAUUGCUUUAGCUAUCAAAGGCCUCGCAGUUGCUGCGAUUUUCACUGGUCUGGCACUGUUUGAAGAACAUAAGGAGGAUGGAUGGAUGUUGAAAGUUUUGGGAGGUUUUGUUACCUGGGAGGCCCUGAUAUAUAUUCUUCAAGAUCUUAACCUGCGCUCCAAGAAAAAAGGUUCUGAGAUGUGCAAUUUUGGAUCGAUGAAACCUGAAACAGUACUGCUUCUCCUGUUUUUAUUGGGAAACCUGGCUUUCUUAAUAGCACUUCUUGUUGGAAUAGGGAGGUCUUAAAUAACCUCAACAUCAACGGCCUGCCUCACUGGUUCUGAGACCAAUUUUUUGCCAUUUUGUUGUAUGAGUAUGUGUAUAUUUGUAUUUGUUACACUUUUCUAAUUAACUGUUCAUUUAAACUCUCAUAUAAGGCCAGCAGAAUCUCUACACCAUUUUUUGUUUAUUCUUUCCAAUUAGAGAUUCACCACUGUGCUUUGGAAUAAGGAAUGUAACUGCAUUAUGAUAUUAGGAGACUGUUCUUGCAAUAACUGUACUGUAAAUUGCUCAUUAAGAUGAAGGAACAAUAGUGAAAUUAUCUUGGGAUUUAAUCAAAGAAGCCAGAAAAUAAGUAUAUCUAUUAUUUCAUUUUAUUUUAUUUAAUUUUAUUUUAUUUUAAAACUUAACAAAUGUUGCUUAAAACAUUUAUGGAAAAGAUUUAACAUUUUAUAAAUAUUUUUAUGUAUUUUUUUAUGUAUGUAUUGACAUUAUAUUGUAAUUGUAAACUUGAGAGUAUGAGUCAUCCACACCCAACCACUAGAUGGCAGUGUCAUAAAAGGUAUUUUAUGCAAGUGUGUAAUAUAAUUAUUGUACAUUUUCAGACUAUUCAAGGUAUGAGCUGCGAAUUCUUAACUUAAAUUUAUUCGUACACAUUAUAGAUUAAUAAAUAGACCAUUUUGUUUGCUUUUUUAGA